Paecilomyces variotii is the source of this 1967-nucleotide messenger RNA. RefSeq names its product amino acid transporter. NCBI's taxonomy places the organism in Eukaryota, Fungi, Ascomycota, Eurotiomycetes, Eurotiales, Thermoascaceae. The transcript has 4 exons. The record is from RefSeq and is a predicted model, not a curated record. Gene Ontology annotation, biological process: amino acid transmembrane transport. The coding region runs from base 1 to 1578 and encodes 525 amino acids. Gene Ontology annotation, cellular component: membrane. Gene Ontology annotation, molecular function: L-amino acid transmembrane transporter activity.
AUGUCGGCUCCUGUCCAUUCAGAGGAUGGAGUCCGCAGACCUCUUUUGGCGGACCAGAGAAAUGCUGAUGAAACUGCUGAGUCUUCAUCACGCACGUUCAAACGGAACCUGGGAGCUUCUGAAGCGUUUGCCAUCGUCAUAAGUAUCGUUAUUGGCAGCGGCAUCUUCACCUCGCCGGGAGCCAUUGACAGCAAUGUUCCUUCGCCAGGUGUGGCGCUGAUCAUAUGGCUGGUGGGUGGUAUUCUUGCUUGGACCGGAGCCACGACCAUGGCGGAGCUUGGAACGGCUAUUCCCGGUGAAGGAGGCGUCCAGCCGUAUCUGCAGUACAUCUUUGGUGAUGUCUUUGGUUUCUUGGCUGCCUGGACAUGGAUCAUUGCCAUCAUGCCUGCCACAUUGGCGAUUUUGAGCAUUGCGUUCAUCGACAGUAUCUAUUCUGCCGCCGGCUUUACGAAUUCUGCUACAAGCAUAGAGCGAAAGCUCCUAUCGAUUCUUGUCCUAGUGGUCAUCAGUCUGGCUAACUCCAUCAGUACAAAGGCAACUACGCGGCUCAAUAACUUCUUCGUUGUCACCAAGUUUGUGAGUAUCGCUGGAAUUGUAAUAGCUGGUAUAGUGGUUAUCAUUAUACAAACCUCAAAUCCAAACAGAAACAUCGGUGGGCGGGACUGGUUUACUAGACCUUGGUUUGGGUAUAGGGAGACAGUAAAUCCGGACGGAACUCGCAUCGACUGGACAAAAUUACAGGAAUGGGAAAUUCUAGGCCAUUACUCUGCAGCUUUGUACGGGGCAUUGUGGGCAUACUCUGGCUGGGAUAAGGCAAUAUAUAUUUCGGCUGAGCUCUCAUCACCGGCCCGCCAACUGCCCCUAGCUCUCAACACCGCGAUUCCGACGAUUAUUCUCUGCUUUAUUGCAGCAAAUGCGAUUUACUAUAUCCUUCUGCCAUGGAAUCUGAUUUCUUCAACAAACAGUGUUGCGGUAACCGCCAUCUCCCGUCUCUUGGGACCUGCUGCGGGCGUUAUAGCAGCAAUCCUCAUCUGUCUUGUUAUUGCUGGUUCUCUUCUCGGAAACUCAUUCGUUGCAGGCCGCAUGGUCGUUUCAGCCUCCAACAAGAACUGGCUCCCAGGCUUCCUUGGAUUCGUCGGCCGUAUCGGCGUUGUUUUUGAUUCCAUUACAGCGUCGGAGGAGUCUUCUAGGGAUUCACCAGACGUCCCGAAGCAAUCAGGGUCUGAUGCCCCUAUCAAUGCUAUCAUCCUCGAAACCAGCCUCGCGGCCCUAUAUAUCCUCCUUGGAAACUUCCGUGCUCUGCUCACUUUCAACGGCCUGGGUGAGUAUUCAUUCUUCUUCAUUACAGUCCUUGGAGCGGUUAUUUUGAGGUUCCGCCAACGUGACUUGCAUCGGCCAUACAAGCCGUUGGUGAUCGUUCCCAUCGUCUUCGCGGUAGUGAGCGGCUUCGUUGUUGUAAGAGGCGCUGUAUUCGCACCGGUGCAGGCCACUAUUUUGAUCAGUCUGUGGGCGAUCGGUCUGGUGUUCUACUGGGUCAGGAGAAGGUGGAUAGCAAGGGGAUUGAACCACGGGGGCUAGGAGCAAAUCGUUGGAAAAUACAUUGUGUACUUAAAGAUACUGUCCAGUCGGCCUAGAGUAUCGACUAAUCAUACGCGCUUACGAGCAACCCAUGAGCGGCAUUUGGGUAAAGAAACUACAACGACUAAAACAGGAGGGGGACCGAGAAGGAGCGUUUCUGCAGGACUUUUCUUCUUCUUAGAAGCAGAUGUUGCGGAUUGCCAGGAGACUUGAAGUAAAUGUCGCCCAAGCAUGCAUAAUAGCAGAUCAUGACGGACACAGCAAUCAUAAGGUUCUGUCGUUAAAAAAGAGGCAUAUGAAAUGACCCAAAAAAACACCGCCAGUUUAGCAUCGUACCACGCGAUAUAUAAACAAGUCGUUACAGAGCGUUUUAUACAACCACAUGCACA